Molecule: messenger RNA, 2022 nt
Organism: Humulus lupulus (European hop)
Lineage: Eukaryota; Viridiplantae; Streptophyta; Magnoliopsida; Rosales; Cannabaceae
Product: protein SHORT-ROOT-like
Exons: 1
Coding region: 49-1704 (551 amino acids)
Biological process (GO): regulation of DNA-templated transcription
Cellular component (GO): nucleus
Molecular function (GO): sequence-specific DNA binding; DNA-binding transcription factor activity
Source: RefSeq, a predicted model, not a curated record
UAUCUAUCUAGGUGGGUUUUUGCUCCAUUAAUAAGCCAUAUAUUAUCAAUGGACAUAACCCUCUUCGCUAAUAUUAGUCCGAAACAUCAACAAAGUCAUGAGUACUAUUUCAACUCAAACACAUUAUGCACCCACAACAAGCACCAUGAUCAACACAUCAUCAUCGGCACCAACAAUGAUCAGACGGUCUUACUAGACACUAUUAUGCAAGCCACCACCACUACAAGUAACCAUCUUCUGCUGCCACCGCCACUGCCGCCACCGUCAGCCUCAACAAGCCUUUCUUCGGAUUCGGCGUUAGGGGCAGGCGCCGAGCCAUGGCCUCCGGCUACAGCCGACAAUUGGGCUCCAAGACUUCUCAAGGAGUGUGCAAAAGCAAUCUCUGAUAAGGAUUCGACCAAAAUCCACAACCUUCUUUGGAUGCUGAACGAGUUGGCUUCCCCUUAUGGCGACUGUGAUCAGAAAUUGGGGUCUUACUUCUUGCAAGCUCUCUUCUACAAAUCCACAAACUCCGGCCUCCACUGCUACAAGAAAUUGACGUCAGUGGCGGACAAGAUGCGUUCUUUUGACUGUGCUAGAAAGUUAAUUCUCAAGUUUCAAGAGGUGAGCCCAUGGACCACCUUCGGACACGUGGCGUCCAAUGGAGCAAUCUUAGAGGCCUUAGAUGGAGAAGCCAAGCUUCACAUAAUCGACAUAAGCAACACGCUUUGCACUCAAUGGCCUACUCUCCUCGAAGCCUUGGCAACCCGAAACAAUGAGACGCCGAAGCUGAAGCUCACAGUGGUGGUCACGGCGGCCGCCGCAGUAGCUACUGACGACGGUGGUGGGUUAUCAGUGAUGAAAGAGAUCAGGCAGAGAAUGGAGAAAUUCGCGAGGCUUAUGGGAGUUCCUUUCGAAUUCAACGUCAUAUCUGAGCUAGGCCGGUUAGGGGAGCUGACGAGAGAAAGACUAGGAAUUGAAGACGACGAGGCGGUGGCCGUGAACUGCGUGGGAACGCUAAGGAGAGCAGAGGUGGAGGAUAGGGAGGCAGCGAUGAGAGCUUUUCGAUCACUGAAGCCACGAAUCGUGACAGUUGUGGAAGAAGAAGCAGAUUUCACAACCACGAGAGACGACUUCGUUGGUUGCUUCGAAGAGUGCCUUAGAUUCUACACUCUCUACUUUGAGAUGCUCGAAGAAAGCUUUGCUGUGACGAGCAACGAGAAGCUGAUGUUGGAGAGAGAGUGCUCAAGAGGCAUCAUUAGGGUUUUGGCAUGUGAUGAUGAUCAAGAUCAAUUAGAUCAUCAUGAUCAAGAUAUGGAUGAUCCAAAAGAACAAGAUGACCAAAACAAUAAAAAUAAUAAUAGUAAGGAUAGUAAUAACAACAACAUUAAGAAUGGUAUGAGAAGGAGCACUACUGCUACUACAUGGGAUUGUAGCGAAAGGAGAGAGAAGGGAAAGCAAUGGAGUGAGAGGCUGAAACGGGGGUCAUUUUGGCCUGUUGGGUACAGCAACGACGUUUUGGACGAUGUUAAGGCUUUGUUGAAGAGAUACCGGCCAUCUGGGUGGGGACUUGUUCAUCCACCUCAAGCCAUAGGAGGAGAAGGAGGCCAUCAACGACAACAAGAACGACAAUUACUAGUGUAUGAUGAAUCCUCCUCUACUUCUGGAAUUUACUUAAAAUGGAAAGAAGAGCCAGUGAUUUGGGCUUCAGCAUGGAAACCAUAAUUGGUCGGUGAUGAUGAUCAUCUUAGGGACGUUGAUGUCCCAACAAAAACCAAACUGUAGAAUAAUAAAUAUUAGACUAUCCAUUUUGAUAUAUAGCAAGAUAUAGCUAGGUUUUAGUAAUUGAUCAUGAUGAUGGUCAUAUUAUAAGAUUACUACCUAGCUAGGCUAGCUAUAUAGCUAUAAAUAAAUUUAUGCCUCGUAGUCGUUAUAAUAGCGAUUUCCAUAUGAUCGAUCCUUGUUAUAUACAUAUAUAUAUAUUGCUCUCUUAUUAAUCUAUGACUACUUAAAUCAUAUCAAUAUAAGAUCACUUAUCUUUGA